This is a messenger RNA of Linum trigynum, 336 nucleotides long. The record is from the annotation of a GenBank genome assembly. Lineage: Eukaryota; Viridiplantae; Streptophyta; Magnoliopsida; Malpighiales; Linaceae.
AUGGUGACUGACUCGCCUCGCCAGGAGCACCCGAUCGUUGGCCUUGAUGAUGCACGUGAGGAAUCCUUGCCGGACAUGCCCACCAUGCACGCAGACCACGACGACGUUGAUGAGCCCGACGUUGGUCAUCAUGAGGAGACUGAGACAAAGGGGAAUGGCAGCUUACCUGCUAGCGCGAGUAUCAGUGAAGCCGCCGAUCCUCCCUUGCGGCGCGGCGCUCGUAACCGGCGCCCUCCGCCACAUUUGGUCAACCUGUAUGACACUGAGUUGGCAGGCACCUCCGUGGAGGCUUCGGCAGUUCACUACCCUAUCUCUAACCAAGUAAGCUAUCACUGA